UUUUAUACUCUUUGAAUUGAAGGCAAAUGAUAGCUAUCUGUCAAAAUCAAGUCAAAAUCGUAAAAAAAUAAAAAGGAUUGGGGCUUGAUACACGAUGACUCUGAUCGAGGGUGUGGGAGAUGAGGUGGUGCAGUUUGUGAUAUCUGUGCUCUUAGUUAUAGUAGGCAUCCUAGCAUGGUGGUCAACAAAUGCUCAUCCAAACCGAUACCGGCCCGUUAUGAUGAUGAGAACUCGUACCAAUCAACCAUUAGCUGCCAUCACCUUGAGAUCAAGGACAAAUUACUUACGGGCCACCAGAACUAUAAGGACUGUUUCAUCAAGUGCUCGGAGCUCAUUGGUCGAGUCCCGCAGAGGUUUCUCCAGAGUCAUACCUCUGCUGGAAAUGGAUAGUAUCAUUGAUGCGGACAUGGCUGUACUCGACAAUAAUCGCUUGCAUUUCUAUAGGAAUAUUGAUUCAACUUCCAAUAAUACCCAACGACCUGUAGAGACUCAAGAACAAGAAACGGAGACUGCGGUGAACGAUUCUGCAGAAAAUAUAACCGCAGUAAAUACAAGUGAGAAUGUUGAUGCAGAAAAUGAUAGUGGAAAUGCAACCGCUGUGGUUGAAGGCAGUGAAAAUGCACCUGCAGAUAAUAUAAUUGCAGAAAGAGAUAGAAGAAAAAUACUUAUCAAGUUAAAGUAUUUGAAUGAUACUUUAAAAGAGGUUGAAGGUAGCCUUGAUGAACUGUUGAAGGAUUUCAAAUGGCGGCACUUCUCCGCGGAGCUGUCAGCGGAGAGCCGCGUGCGGCUGAUCUUCAACGGGCGCGUGCUGCUGGAGGAGGCGGCCACGCUGGAGGCGUGCGGCCUGCACCACCGCGCCGUCGUGCACUGCCUCGUGCACCCCAACAGGAACAACACACAGCAACGAGCCGCGGCGGAGGAGGAAAAAUGUGAGUAUUCUAACAUGUUUACUGCGAGCGCCAGCGUGGCUCUGUUCGGUCUGACUGUGUUCUACAGCGUGGCGAUAUUCGGCCUCUACCUCUCCGACACCUUCCACGUGGAGAGACGCAACCAGGACGCGCCCCUGCCCCCCAACUAA
Messenger RNA from Papilio polytes (common Mormon), 1078 nucleotides. RefSeq names its product transmembrane and ubiquitin-like domain-containing protein 1. Lineage: Eukaryota; Metazoa; Arthropoda; Insecta; Lepidoptera; Papilionidae. The record is from RefSeq and is a predicted model, not a curated record. The transcript has 10 exons. The coding region runs from base 95 to 1078 and encodes 327 amino acids. Gene Ontology annotation, molecular function: protein binding.